Molecule: messenger RNA, 4318 nt
Organism: Rhagoletis zephyria (snowberry fruit fly)
Lineage: Eukaryota; Metazoa; Arthropoda; Insecta; Diptera; Tephritidae
Product: proline-rich extensin-like protein EPR1
Source: RefSeq, a predicted model, not a curated record
UCAAUCGGUCAGAGUGUACUACCAGUUAUCGCCCAUGCGUUGACUUGCCGAAACAUCUGCUCCGAGUAUAUAUAGAAAAUCUAUAGGUUUUGAUGGUUUAGUUGGUAACCCGCACUCAACCUAGAAGUGAACCAACAGAGAUCGCUUAGUUAGUAGCUUCUUCAACGGCACUGUGGUUGUCCGUUCAACGUUUUCCUGCCUUAAUUGGUUGUGUCGCAUACACCGCCAUCGAUCGAUCGAUCGAAUUCAAUAGCAGCGUUGAAUUCUGAAUCGAUAUAACGAAACAAUUAGCAACAAGCAAAGGAUUACACACACACACACAUAGAAAUAUUAAAGGAUUACGCGCGUUCACGACCGGGAGUUGUGAUUGAAUUGUGCUCGAAAUGAGGAGCGCAUUUAUAAUUUUGGCGCUUUGCGUCGCCGGUAUUCUCGCCGAUGGCAGCGCGGAUACACUUGUGCGAAAAGCGCGUGGAGCAGAGGGCUACGACUAUCCACCACCUGUUAUUCCAUUCCCUGAACCAACAACAAGAAAGCCAGCGCCACCGGUGACGCGUCCACCAGCACCACCAACAACAAGAAGUCCACCACCUCCUCCAACUUAUCUGCCACCCACGAACAAACCACAGCCACCAGCACCAAAGCCAACUACGCGUCCACCGCCACCACCAGUGACACGCCCACCACCACCAAGGACGACACGUCCUCCACCCCCACCAACCUACUUGCCACCCACGAACAAACCACAGCCACCAGCACCAAAGCCAACUACGCGUCCACCGCCACCACCAGUGACACGCCCACCACCACCAAGGACGACACGUCCUCCACCCCCACCAACCUACUUGCCACCCACGAACAAACCGCAACCACCAGCACCUAAGCCAACAACGCGUCCACCACCACCACCGGUGACACGCCCACCGCCACCACCAGUGACACGUCCACCAGCACCAAAGACGACUCGUCCUCCUCCACCACCAGUAACAAGCCCUCCGAUUGAGCGUACCACAUAUGUAUACAGUGUACCAGAAAAUCCGCUAACAUAUCCACCACCAACCAAUAAACCACAGCCACCAGCACCAAAGCCAACCACACGUCCACCACCACCAAGAACUACACGUCCACCUCCACCAAUAACAAGACCACCUCCACCACGUACAACUCCCGUUCCAACAUACUUGCCACCUACCAACAAACCACAGCCACCAGCACCAAAGCCAACCACACGUCCACCACCACCAAGAACUACACGUCCACCUCCACCAAUAACAAGACCACCUCCACCACGUACAACUCCCGUUCCAACAUACUUGCCACCUACCAACAAACCACAGCCACCAGCACCAAAGCCAACCACACGUCCACCACCACCAAGAACUACACGUCCACCUCCACCAAUAACAAGACCACCUCCACCACGUACAACUCCCGUUCCAACAUACUUGCCACCUACCAACAAACCACAGCCACCAGCACCAAAGCCAACCACACGUCCACCACCACCAAGAACUACACGUCCACCUCCACCAAUAACAAGACCACCUCCACCACGUACAACUCCCGUUCCAACAUACUUGCCACCUACCAACAAACCACAGCCACCAGCACCUAAGCCGACCACACGUCCUCCACCACCAACAACAAGACCACCUCCACCACGUACAACUCCGGCUCCAACAUACUUGCCACCUACCAACAAACCACAGCCACCAGCACCAAAGCCAACCACACGUCCACCACCACCAAGAACUACACGUCCACCUCCACCAAUAACAAGACCACCUCCACCACGUACAACUCCCGUUCCAACAUACUUGCCACCUACCAACAAACCACAGCCUCCAGCGCCGAAGCCAACCACGCGUCCACCACCACCACCCACAACUAGACCUCCACCACCAAGGACUACACGUCCACCACCGCCAGUAACGACGAGGCCACCACCACCACGUACUACUACUCCUGGACCAACAUAUCUGCCACCUACCAACAAACCACAGCCACCAGCACCUAAGCCAACCACCCGUCCACCACCACCAGUAACUCGUCCACCUCCACCAAGGACCACCCGUCCACCACCACCACCUACUUACUUGCCACCUACCAAUAAACCACAGCCACCAGCACCUAAGCCAACCACCCGUCCACCACCACCAGUAACUCGUCCACCUCCACCAAGGACCACCCGUCCACCACCACCACCUACUUACUUGCCACCUACCAAUAAACCACAGCCCCCAGCACCAAAGCCAACGACUCGUCCACCACCACCAGUUACCCGUCCACCACCACCACCAACUUACUUGCCACCUACCAAUAAACCGCAGCCACCAGCACCAAAGCCAACGACUCGUCCACCACCACCAGUGACUCGUCCACCUGCACCAAAGACGACGCGUCCUCCACCACCCCCAACGACAAGACCACCACCACCACGUACUACUACUCCCGGACCCACAUACCUGCCACCUACCAACAAACCACAGCCCCCAGCACCGAGACCAACCACGCGUCCACCACCACCAGUUACUCGCCCACCACCACCAAGGACUACCCGUCCACCACCACCAAGGACCACCCGUCCACCACCACCACCAACUUACUUGCCACCUACCAAUAAACCACAACCUCCUGCACCAAAACCAACCACUCGUCCACCACCACCAGUAACACGUCCACCUCCACCAAGGACUACUCGUCCACCACCACCACCAACUUACUUGCCACCUACCAAUAAACCACAACCUCCUGCACCAAAACCAACCACUCGUCCACCACCACCAGUAACACGUCCACCUCCACCAAGGACUACUCGUCCACCACCACCACCAACUUACUUGCCACCUACCAAUAAACCGCAGCCACCAGCACCGAAGCCAACGACUCGUCCACCACCACCAGUGACUCGUCCACCUGCACCAAAGACGACGCGCCCUCCACCACCACCAACGACGAGACCACCACCACCACGUACUACUACUCCUGGACCAACAUACCUGCCACCUACCAAUAAACCACAGCCCCCAGCACCAAGACCAACCACUCGUCCACCACCUCCAGUAACACGGCCACCACCUCCAAGGACUACUCGUCCACCACCACCACCAACUUACUUGCCACCUACCAACAAACCACAGCCUCCAGCACCUAGACCAACCACACGUCCACCACCACCAGUAACCCGGCCACCACCACCAAGGACUACUCGUCCACCACCACCACCAACUUACUUGCCACCUACCAACAAACCACAGCCACCAGCACCAAAACCGACAACCCGUCCUCCACCACCACCAACAACCCGUCCUCCACCACCACCAACAACACGUCCCCCACCACCACCAACAACGAGACCACCUCCACCACGGACCACUCCAGCUCCAACAUACUUACCACCUACCAACAAACCACAGCCUCCAGCACCUAGACCAACCACACGCCCACCACCACCAGUGACUCGUCCACCAUCACCAAAGACGACACGCCCACCACCACCACCAACCUACUUGCCACCCACCAAUAAACCACAACCACCAGCGCCUAAGCCUACUACGCGCCCACCACCACCACCAGUAACACGGCCACCACCACCAAGGACUACUCGUCCACCACCACCACCAACCUACUUGCCACCCACCAAUAAACCACAACCACCAGCGCCUAAGCCAACAACGCGCUCACCACCACCACCAGUGACACGUCCCCCACCACCACAACCAAUACCAACUCCCAAGGAUGAAGGCUACCAUUACCCAGUGCCCAGCAUUCCAUUCGUGUACUAAGUGUCAACUGUAACAGUUGUAUUGCACAAAUUUAUGUUAAGAGAUAUAGCCUGCGAUUUUUAAAAGUUAUUUAAUAAAGUGGUGAAACUCAUUAACGCCGAAAGCUAAAAAUCUAGCGAUGUGGUACCAACAUUCUAACUAUGGCUAGAUUCAUCUAGUCAAGACAAUAUGAGAAGGAUAUUUUUGCUUUCGACUCCGAAAGAGCUUUAGCAAAAAUAUCAAAUGUUUUUUUUUUUAUUUUUAGUUUCUUUUUGUUUUAUCUUAAAAAAAAAUACUCUUACAAUUAGAAAUACUUAUUUUAUAAAGAAAAGAAUAACUACGAUUUUGUUUUUGUAUUUCGGAUGUAAUUUUUCCAAUUUUUGUAAGGUAAAAUGUCAUUGUAUGAAAGAGUUUAUUGAAAACAAUAAAUUAUGUAUGUACCUAUAUGGCUGUUUUUUUAAAUAUUUUGUAUCAAUUUAAACUGGAAAGCUUUCCCCUAUUUGUUAUUAGAAACCAGCAACUUGCCGAAACAUUACUGACGAAUCAAUACAAACAAG